AUGAAUAUGAUAAAGUAAAAAGUAAUUCCUGAUAUCGCAGAUUUAAAUAACUAAUACUUGGCUAAUGAAGAACUCAUUUAUUCUGUAAAAAAUCAGCAUAAUUCUGUCGUCGAGGACAAUAUUGGUUUUGCAUACUUCGUCAUAAACUCCCCUGAUAAAUAAUAAUCAAGACAAGCACAGCUCACUUAAUAUAUAAAGGAAUCUGAAUAAUUUUAAUACAAUCAAAGAUACUUUAUAAGUAAAGACAUACCCAAGGAGAAGCAUAUUCCGAUAAUGGGUUAUGCUCAUAACUUUUACCCAGCAAUCUUUGAUGAUCACAAUAGUACCAAUUAUAAUUGUCAAAUAUGCAAUGAAGGUCUUACAAAACAUCAAGAACAUUUUGAAUUUUUCCGUUCUAAUUUGAGUUAAAAACCGCGCAAAAAAAGACUUCAUUCUUUCAGUGAACAUGAAAAAAAUGAUCUCGUAAUGGAGAGCAAAGAAAUAUUGGACUAAAAACUAAGAUAUUAGAGGGUGAACAGAGAAAUUUUCAAAAGUAAUGAUAAAACAUUCUUCUGCGAUGUGUGCUACCUUGACUGUGAACUUGAUAGCAUAGUUUUCCUAGAUUGCGGGCAUUAUUACUGUAAAUACUGUCUCAAAGACUACUUUGAGGUAGCUGUUGAAUAAACAGGAUUGGUGCAAAAACUCAAAUGCCCAAGUUCAUAAUGCGAUUACAAAAUAGAUUAGACAUAGAUUUAAAGUUUACUAUCAAAAGAUUCAUUUGAGAAAUUCAAAAGACUCAUGAUAAACUAUGAAGUGAGUAAACAGCCUAACAAAAGGUUUUGCCCUUUUCCUGGUUGUGAAAAUAUAGUCAGUGGCAAGAAAGGGUAAACCAAGACACUUUGUGACAAAUGUCAUAGAAACUUUUGUUAUUCAUGCUAGAUCCCAUGGCAUCUUGGUAAAUCCUGUGAAAAGGCAUAGAAAGAUCUCUAUCAAGGAUGGGCAGUCAAUAUCAGGGCACAUAAGUGUCCAAAGUGCAAUACACCUAUCGAAAAAAAUGAAGGGUGCAAUUAAAUGACGUGUUAUGUUUGUAGAUAUGAAUAUUGUUGGUAGUGCGGACUACCAAUGAACCACUUUAUACAUAAAGAUUAAUAUAGUAAUCCACUGAGCUGCUAGCACAUCCCAAACACUAAAGCAGGAUGGACAUGCAGAUCUGUAUUAUUUGUGCUGGGUUUCAUCAUUAUUCCCAUACUUUUACUCGUAGCUCCUUUGAUUUAUGGUUUAAUACUGGGAGGUAUGCUUGGUUAUGAAUGUUUGAGAGCUGUAAAGAAAAUUGAGAAUAUGUGUUGCAAACUAUUCUUAUUCAUUUCAGGGAUACCGCUAUUAUUUCUACUAAUAGGAUUAGGUAGCAUAUUCGGAGGUGCAGUCGGGGCUGUAAUGCUGCCUGUAUUGCUGAUUCCUGCUUAUGCUUAUCACUUGUUUGUUUUCUGCCGGAUACUUCACUGGUGGAACAGAUCGAGAAUAAAGUAGUGA
This is a messenger RNA of Stylonychia lemnae, 1509 nucleotides long. The record is from the annotation of a GenBank genome assembly. Lineage: Eukaryota; Ciliophora; Spirotrichea; Sporadotrichida; Oxytrichidae.